AUGGCCAGGCCGUCUGGCCUGCCUGGUCCUCGUCGGGCUAGAGCCGCGUGCACUUUUUGCCGGUCACGGAAAAUACGAUGCAAUGCACAAAACGGCCAAUCAUGCCACAAUUGCACACUGGAGAACGUGCAGUGCAUCUUGACACCAAAGGUGCGCCGACAGAAAAGGCCAACGCCCUCGACAUUGAAAGACUUCACGCCGCUCUGCAGACAACAACGACAAGCAAGCUUCCAACAGCUUAAGGAUGCCGACUACCAACCCCAUUCGACAACGGCUUCGAGGGGUGAUCUGAACAGUCCAGGCAGCUGUGAUGGCCUCUUGAGUCAGGAAGAUGAUGACGACGGCAUUGACUGGCGAGCAGCGGCAUUCGAGACGGUACCACUUCCGAUCUCACCUGAUCCGACUAUCAGUGGCUCCUGUAACAGAACAUGCCUUGUACCAGAUCCGAGCAGGUCCUCUGUCGCCUCAGAGAUUCCAUCGUUCAUCAAGCCGAUCCCAUCAUAUCUUACCAGAGAAGAUGUAGACUAUCUCCACCGCAAAGGGGCCUUGUGCGUGCCAGAGGUUAAGCUCCGAGACGCACUGAUCGAGAGCUAUGUCCACUAUAUCCAUCCAUGCUAUCCAAUUCUUGAAUUGGGUGUCCUCAAAGACUCCAUACAAGGGAAAUCCGACCACCGUAUCAGCCUACUGCUCUUUCAAGCAAUCAUGUUUGCUGGCGCCGCCUGGGUUGAUGUCAAAAUGUUGAGGAGACUUGGCUUCCUCACGCGAAAAGCCGCCAGGAAAGCGUUCUAUCUGAAAGUCAAGUUGCUGUACGACCUAGAUUUUGAGCAGGAUCGAUUUUCUCUCGUCCAGACCCUGGUGCUCCUAUCUCUCUGGUGGGAGGGACCGAACGAGCAGAAAGAUGGCUGGUACUGGUCAGGUCUAUCACUGUCGGUGGCCCGUACUGUCGGCCUAAACCGUGACGUUAACAGUAAGCAUCUCAGUCCAGAGUUGCGCGCCUUACGACGUCGUCUGUGGUGGUGUUGUGUCAUGCGAGAUACGAUUGCGUCGUUCGGCACGAGCCGGCCACCUCGUCUUCGAGAUUCGGAUUUUGCGGUUGCUCCACUGACUUUGGAAGACUUCGAGUACGAUGACUUUCAGCUCAAUGAUCUUUGUGGUACCAGCGCAUAUGACUCGAAGAGCCAAAGACAACUUGCCGUCAUCUGCAUAGAAACCGCCGGUAUAUGCAGAAUCAUUGGUCGCGUGCUCCAAGCGGCAUACAGCGAAACAGAGCUGGGCAAUAUUGACUCAUUGUACUUCAAUUCGGUCCCGAAAAAGGGAAGAUCCACCAUCGAGCCGCGGAAACUCAAAGACAUACAGGAAGACUUUCGUCGGUGGCUUCAAAACGUGCCGAAGGAGGCCCUGCAUGCGGAGCCAAAGCCGGUUUGCUCCUCCAAGGACGAGCAAGCACUGCUCGUGCACCGCGCAAUGCUUUCGAUGUUAACCGAGGGCAAUGGUUCGGGAAGCGGCCGCCAGGUGAAUAAGAUUGUGAUGGACCUAUACAAGGCCGACUUGAUGAAAGACCUUCCGGCCACAGGAAUAAGUUGUCUCUUUCCCGUCAGCAUCAGUCACGUCCUCGACGUCAGAAGCAAUGACCCUGUGCUAAGCCGAGCGGGUCGUCGACGACUAGAAGAAUGCAAACAGGCCCUUCGAGAACUGGCCGACGCUCACAUUGCCGCAGAAUGGGCAGUGAACUUCCUGACAUAUGUUGCGUCUCCUGCCAGCGCUCCCACACGAACGCGCACGAGCAUACCCAAUACCGUGAACACACCGUGUCGAUCUUUCGUCCCUGGACAAUCACAGGUCGCCGAACAUACACUAUCUCAAGUGCCGAGUCAGGGCCAGUUGCCCGAGCCUAACCACGAGAGCCUAGCCAUGAACAAGGCUGAGGAAGCCAGGGGUCUGGCCACCGAGCACCUCGCGAACACAGUGGACCAGCCAACCGAGUUGAAUGCAAUAUCGCCGACCGCAUAUGAUCCUUUGGCGGAUAUGAUCAAUUUCCCGGAGAUGUGGAUGACCCUCCCAGAAGAACAAGACACUACGGCAGACCCAGGGUGGCUACUUGAUGGCUUUUAA
This is a messenger RNA of Exophiala xenobiotica, 2112 nucleotides long. RefSeq lists its product as uncharacterized. Gene Ontology annotation, molecular function: DNA-binding transcription factor activity, RNA polymerase II-specific; zinc ion binding; DNA binding. NCBI's taxonomy places the organism in Eukaryota, Fungi, Ascomycota, Eurotiomycetes, Chaetothyriales, Herpotrichiellaceae. The transcript is spliced from 3 exons. The record is from RefSeq and is a predicted model, not a curated record. Bases 1 to 2112 code for a protein of 703 amino acids. Gene Ontology annotation, biological process: DNA-templated transcription; regulation of DNA-templated transcription.